GCACGGGUUAACCAACGGUCAGCUUUGUGACUGCAAUAUGCAAAAUGUACCAAGUACUCAGUUGGCCUAUUGUCGUAGCGUCGUUGGGAGAUGAUGUCGCCGACCUCUUGAAAACCAUCCAUAGAGGAUGGGUCUCGCGAUCGUCGCCCGGGAAAAUCGUCACGUUCCUCUGGCGUGUAAAGAGCCAAUUUGGAGCAAUGAAAGACUGGGUAGAUGGGCAAGUGGGCGGGCACCUGAAUGGUGAAGGAAGGUCCCUCAGGUUCAUCCCAAGCAGGUGCCAAGAUCGGCCAAGGCCCCAUCCAUUUCGGGAGGAGCUUGCGAGAGAUAUCUUGUUCAAGGCUGAAUUCCGCGGCGGAACCCAAACGAGAUCACCGACGCGGUGUGAGGAUACCCGGGGAGGGGCUCCUGCUGUUCGUUGUAGCCAAGGGCCACGGCGCCUGUCACUCGUCGCGCCCGCUUCCGAGGUCUUCAGCGAUCUGCAGGGUGAGAAGAGGUCGUAACGCCCGUUGAUCAUGCGUCACCACAAAACCUCGUUCAUUAUGACUAACAAAUGCAGCAACAAGUG
Messenger RNA from Chara braunii, 565 nucleotides. NCBI's taxonomy places the organism in Eukaryota, Viridiplantae, Streptophyta, Charophyceae, Charales, Characeae. The record is from the annotation of a GenBank genome assembly.